Messenger RNA from Solanum verrucosum, 1128 nucleotides. RefSeq lists its product as uncharacterized. The coding region runs from base 1 to 1128 and encodes 375 amino acids. NCBI's taxonomy places the organism in Eukaryota, Viridiplantae, Streptophyta, Magnoliopsida, Solanales, Solanaceae. The record is from RefSeq and is a predicted model, not a curated record. The transcript has 2 exons.
AUGACUUCUCCAGAUAUCCAAAAGGAUAUUGUAAAUUCUUGUGCAAAAGAAAGAGUGAAAGCAAUUAUUGAAGACUUGAAUGGGGAUUACUUUGGAAUAUUGGUUGAUGAAUCUAAGGAGUUUCUCAUAAGGAACAAAUGUCCUUUGUUCUGCGCUGUUGCGAAAAAACAUCAUGAUGUGAAUAAUUUUUUUGACAUUCUUUAUAAUGUUUUAAAUAAUGUUGGAGGUUCUUUUAAGCGCAGGGAAAUGCUUCAAGGGGAUGAAGCUGAAAAAUUAGAGGAAUUAUUAAUGCUUGGUGAAGUUCAUACAGGAAGUGGAUUAAACCAGGAACUCGGACUUCAAAGACCAGGUGAUACUAGGUGGAGAUCUCAUUUUAAGACAGUACAUAACUUCAUUUCCUUAUUCUCAUCAAUUGUCUAUGUACUUGAAGUUCUUGAAAAUGAGGGGGUAAAUUAUCACGAGAAAGCAAUGGCAAAAAGUCUAGUGGGAGACAUUAAAUCUUAUGAGUUUAUCUACAUAUUGCACUUGAUGUUAAAGAUUUUGGAAAUUACAUAUGAUUUGAAUAUGGCUCUGCAACGAAAAGAUAAAGAUAUUGUUACUGCCAUGAAGCUUGUCGAUCUUGCAAAGAAACAAUUGCAAUCGAUGAGGGAAUCUAAAUGGAAUUCUUUGGUAGAAGAUAUAUACCUAUUUUGUGAAAAGAAUGAUAUUAUGAUCCCUAAAAUGGAUGAGAAAUAUGGUCUUGGAAAGUCGAAGCGUAAAAGUUCAAGUGUUACAUAUUCUCAUCAUUUGUGUGUGGAAGUUUUUUAUGCUGUUAUAGAUUUGCAGCUUUUAGAACUUAACAAUAGCUUUAAUGCAGUGAAUAUUGAUCUACUUCUAGGAAUGGCUAGUUUGAGGCCCGAUAAUUCCUUUAUAAAUUAUGAUAAAAAGAUCAUGAAGCUUGCAACGUAUUAUCUGAAUGAAUUUGAUGCUUCCAAGAUUAAAGAGAUUAGUUUUGAUCUAGACACUUAUAUUUACUAUGUAAGUAAAGAGGACAACGCUUUCUCAAAUUUGAAAGGGCUUGGAGAUCUUUCGAUGGCAUUGGUAAAAACAAAUAUGCACAAGACACAGGGACUUGUUUAUUUGCUUUAA